Messenger RNA from Bursaphelenchus okinawaensis, 2598 nucleotides. The record is from the annotation of a GenBank genome assembly. NCBI's taxonomy places the organism in Eukaryota, Metazoa, Nematoda, Chromadorea, Rhabditida, Aphelenchoididae.
AUGUUUCAGCAAGAGUACUACUACUACAUGGACCAGUCGUCGGUGUGUGGCAGUUCGAGUACGAGUACUCCGCCAGGAGAAGAGUUGUGUUUGGUAUGUAGCGACGUUUCAACUGGAUAUCAUUAUGGCACACCUAGCUGCAAUGGAUGGUAUGUUGUGGUUCUUCGGUUGAAACAGGAACGGGAUUUGGUUCUAUAGUACAGGGUUUGGUUGGUCAAGGUGUUAACGAUUUUUUUGUCAAACUAUUCAUAUUAUGGGUUGUUUUUGGAUAAUAAUUGGUCAGCGAAGCGACCAGGUGGAUUUUUAUUUCUGUUAUGCGGGCUGACACUGUUGGCCAACUUGCUCUUUGGAAAAUUCUUAACCAUUUUGACUGAUCUAGUAUUUGGAAGGUCUUCUAAAUGAUUUUAAGGAUGUUUGGGACUUGUUUUUGUAGUUUAUAGUAUACUAUAGACACGAAAACGUUUUGAGUCUGAUACAACUCAAUUUGUUUAUUAUUUUUAACAUUGUAAGUGGGAUACUUUUAAUGAGAAAUUUUAGUACUAAACAGUAUUGUUUCAGCAAAACAUUCUUUCGUCGCACCAUAAUGAAGAACCAGGAGUUUACAUGUCACUAUGAUGGCAAUUGUAUUGUAGACAAAAGUAAGUACAAUAUUAUCCUUUUAAAAAUAUUAUUGUUUCCAUUGAUAGCUUUUAUGACAAUGUCUUUUUGACAAUAUUACUUCUUUCAGUAUUAUAAAUUGCUACUUUAGGUGUGAGAUGUGCAUGUAGACACUGUCGCUUUAACAAGUGUUUGGCCGUAGGGAUGCGGAGAGAUGCGAUACAACAGAAUCGAGAUCCUAUAGGGUAUACCAAAAGGACACGAAGAUAUCCGCCGAUCAAGAGUGUUGACCAUCAUUCGCCAGCCAUCUCGAAUCCUGGGUCUUCUGGAUCAUCCGUUAUCAAUGUUGUCAGUCCUGAACAACAAACGCUCCUUCAAUCUCAUGUUAAUAUUGUCACUCCUCAAGUUACAUCGGUAUACGAUGAUGAGCUGUUCAAUAAUUUGUGUCGGGUGGAACAAUAUGUCAAUCCUUUACGGUAUGUUUUAUUUUUGGAAAGGCUUUUGAACUUUUGUUGUAAUGAGAUGAAAUUUUAUUAAUGGUUUUAUGAAGUGGCAUUAAAAUUAUUGUAUAUUUUCUGAGAAGCACGAAAUUUAUUUUAGGCAUUCUGGCUAUGUGAUAUCAAAAUCUCUGGUUCACUCAAUCCUGCUUCCUUCAUUCUUCAACAAUAUUGAAUUUUUGAAGAGUAUCAACAUGGUAAGUGUGUUUCUUCUUUACUUUAAACAUUAUUUUAAGUGAUAUGAGAUUGUACUGAAAAGAACGGCAGAUUUUGGCGGAAUCAAGGUUAAAAUCGGCCAUUCUUCUUGGAACAACCUAACAUAAGAAGCGAAGAUUAAACGUCGUGUUUUACAAAAUUAAUUUAAGUUUUGUUUCUAGAAUCCCGUUAUGAAAGAUGGUACUCGGGUAGCCGUAUCAUUAGACUACCAAACUUGUCACGAGAAAGACUGGUCGAUAAUGGUCGAAUGGGCAAAGACAAUAGAUGUUUACAACAAAUUGGACGUCUCUGACCAGGUAAGCAACCAGUAUUCUUACUGUAAUAUCUAAUCAGAUAAUAGAACUGAUACGGUGUUUGACGUACAAUUGGUUACUGAUAACACUUUUUGUAACAGUCUUUCAAUCUUACUGUCUUUGUCUUAUAGACAUCUUUAAGAAACGACUAUAUAUUAUUUUAAAAAGGUAAAUUUAGAGUUUAAAAAAUCAAUUAGUUAUCUUAUAGGUUAUUUUACUACGGCAUUCAGCAGUAACAAAUGCUGCACUAAUGCAAUGUUUUUACACGGUCGACAAAGGAGAAGGUAUUGUUGUGUUCCCAAAUGGUUCUUAUUUCGAUCGAUCACCGGACUUGGGAAGGUAGGUUACAAACUUUUGUUAUACAGUCCUGGCGUUCUACUGUUGUUUUAUUGAUAAUAGUUUUAAAAAUCUUAUCUUUCAGGCCAGCCGGUUUCCAAAGAAAGAAGGUGAAGCUGCUGGACAACUUAUUACACCCGAUGAGACAGAUUGGUCUUGAUAUAAACGAAUUUGCUGCCAUGAAAGGCAUUUUCUUUUUAAAUCCUGGUGAGUAAUCGGACUAAAUAUUUUUGACUAUUUUUCAAAAAUAAUAAUCAUAUGAUAAGUUAACCCUGUUUUUAGACACAGACGACCUUUCUUCAGUCGAAGUGCGCAAUGUAAUAUCGGAAGCAAGACAUAAGUUGACGGACUCUUUGUUCCGCUACAUGUCCAACAAGGAUGGUCCGAUUAAAGCUGCUCACAAGUUUUCUAAAAUACUAUUAUUCGGCCCAUCGAUCGCCACAAUGGCCAUUGAGAUGAAAGAGGCUGUCCUGGUGGCCGACUUCUUCGAACAAGUUUGUUUCUCCCCGUUGGCAAAAGAAUUAUUAUUGGGUAUUUUCAAUCACAACCGGUCGAUAGAGGAUCAAAACAUGGUGACGGCCAGUGAUUAUGUGCCGAACACAGCGGAUGGACAACACCAAAGCAGUAUGAGUUUUGUCAAUGUCACUGCUCAGUUGUAA